CCUCAGUAUUGCCUGCAGCACAUACUGAAAAUAUGGGCAGGCGAGUCGAGGUUCGCCCCCUCCCUCAUAUCUCCCUGACCGCCGUGAUGGGCGCCGCGAAAAGGAGCCGGUGAUGGGCGCCGCGUCCUGGAGAUUUUAAGAUCUCGGGCAAACGCGCGGGCACCAAGUACGGUGGCCGAGGAGGAUCUUCGCCAAGAUGGCGGCCGCCAUAGCUGUGGUGGCUCAAAGAGCCUGCAGCGCCGGAGCCCUCAGAGCCGCGUGGAGAGGUGAAGCCCCUUUUUUACUUAUUCUUGCUUCUUCGGCGGGGUCGGGAAGCUGUUGGCCUCCGGCUGCUCUCGCCCUUCGAGGCGGCGGCUUGUGUCCCUCGUACGUUCCCCUCGCCUGACUUCGGCCAGAUCCUGCCGCCUCCCAUCGCCGCCGCCUUGGGCCUUGUGGUCCUCGGUGUAGCGCAGCUGCCAGGCAGCGAAACCCCAGACAGGCCUCUGUCGCGAGGGUUCCUCACUCGCAAGCGACCGUGCAGAUAGGAUAGGAUCGCACGUGUACCUGGGAGUAAAACCCCAUGGAGUACAACGGGGCUGACCGUUGAGAGAAUAUGCAGCAUAUUUAUCAGUUAUUUUUAAUGGUGGGUUCCCCCACCCCCUGUUUUUGUAGCGGUUCUUAUUUUUAUCUGUAAUCCCUCUGGGGUGGGGGGAAUGUGUUGUUUAGUCGUGUCCGACUCUUCGUGACCCCAUGGACCUGAGCACGCCAGGAAUGUAGGGCAUAAAUAAAAGAGCCAUUUGGCGCCUAGAUUAUAUAUCUGAGUUUCUAACACUCUGCUCUGUUGAACAUAGCCGCCCCCCAGUAAACGUACAUAGUUUUUCUCUGCAGGAGGCUGACACAUUAUACAGUGGUACCUCGGGUUACAUACGCUUCAGGUUACAGACUCUGCUAACCCAGAAAUAGUGCUUCAGGUUAAUAACUUUGCUUCAGGAUGAGAACAGAAAUCGCGCUCCAGCGGCGUGGCAGCAGCAGGAGGCCCCAUUAGCUAAAGUGGUGCUUCAGGUUAAGAACAGUUUCAGGUUAAGAACAGAUCUCCGGAACGAAUUAAGUACGUAACCAGAGGUACCACUGUACCAAUGGUCCAUCUAGUUCAGUAGAUGUGGGGCCCUCCAGGUGUUAAGACUUAUAACUUCCACCAUUCCUGAGCAACAACCACGCCGACUUGCAGUCAAACAACCCCUGGAGGUCAUCACAUUGGUAACCAGAUGGCUAUGUUGGCUGGCAGUGGAUUUUCAUAGUUUUAAACCUAGAUCUUUUCCAGCCUUGGAGAUGCCAGCGACGUUUAAACUGGAAUGUUUUGCAUGCAUUCCCUUCCUGUCUCCUGUUCAGAUCUCCCCCAGUUGUGAACUUAAAGCUGUGACCCACAGCUGCUGUUGAGCUGAAACUCCCAAUAGCCCCAGCAGUCUUAUAUAUGCUGACUUGGGAUAAACGUCUCUAACGUGACUGCCUUCUGAGUAGACGUUUACACCGUUAAAUCAUUUGAGAGUCUUUCUCUAGUUCCAUUAAUGCACACUACCAACUCCGUAGGAUUUACUUCUGAGUUUGCAUUAUGAAGAUUGAACUGUUGCGAACAAGUGACAGAAAAAAGAACCUUGUUGCCUUUGAAUCAGACCUAGUGUGCAAUCUGAUAUUGCCUAUCUGCCACUGUAACAUGAACUGGAAUAAAAACUAUUUGAAUGCAUCUGUUCACAGGGGACAUAAAUAAUGUAGGAUAUAGAACCCUUUCCACAUAGUCACUGAUUAAUUAAAAAAACUUCGUGCAAGUACACUUAAUACCGCAUUUUGGCCAUUCAGCAGCUGCUGCAAAAGUGGGAGAGGAGCUCAGAAGCACUUAAAGUAGCUGAUGAAAUCUGUGCUAGAAAGCCACUUGAGUAAAUGGUAGAAGUGAAGGACUAUUCUUAAGUCUGAAGGUGAUGCUGGCAUAUGGGUUUGCCCUAAGGCCACCUGCUUGCCUAUUCCUUCAGGAGGAGAACUGUGGGAGUUAUAAAGCCACGGUAAAGGCUUGUAAUAUUGCAGGGUGCCCCCUGACCUCGGCUGACCAGCACUCUGAGCUUUACAAUGUAUUGGAAUGUAUUGACCUUAAAUGGAGUUGUGUUUCCUCUGGGCAGUGAUGACCCUAUAUGGUGAUGGGGGCAAUAAAAGCCUUGACCGGAUGAGGUAACGUGAGACAUUGGCAAACGGCCAUGCGGCUGGAGAGAGACAAAGGAUAAUAAAAAAGUUACCGGAGGAGAGAGAAGUUCGAAAGGAGCUGCUCAUACCAUCAUGAAAAUAUUGCUGGCUCUCUGUGUCUUUAUUUUAUGCUAAACUGCGCCAUUUGUAACGGCUGGCUCCGACAGAGAACCUCUUUGCUUUUAUGAGCAACAUUUGCUUAAAAUUGUAGGCUUAUAUUUAUAUAUAAAAAUAUUACUACACUGCCCACUCCCUUAAAAUAUUGAUGCGGUUUGCAACAGUGACCCUGCUCCUUCACAUACCCUUCUUUAGAGUUAGAAGAAAUUGCAGUUGGAGAGGCUUGGACCUUUUCUUUACUUAGGCAAGAGUGGGCAACCGUGGAGCCCUAAAGCACUGCAUGCAACAUUAAAGGCCUCAGAUGGAGAGCAGGCCUGGCAGUGGGAAGGACCAGGGACAAAUCCCCACUCCAGCAUUCCAUUACCCUGAAUCACUCUCAUUCAUAGCCUUCCUCCCCUACAGCUCCCCUUCCCUGUCAUCUAACUUAGUGGUUCCCAGACUUAUUUUCCACAGACCACUUGAAAACUGCUGAGGGGUCUUGGCAGACCCCUUAAUUAUUUUUCUGCCUGUUGCAGCAACUGUGUUUUUUAUUGCUCCUUUUGUAUAUAUUCUGUGGAAUUCAAGCUGUAAUACAGGGGUCUGGAAACCAAGCCUUAUGAGGAAUGGUUGAGGGAGUUGGGUAUGUUUAGCCUGGAAAAGAGGAGACAGAGGAAAUAUGAUAGCCAUCUUCAAAUGUCUCAGGAAGUACUUUCUGGCAGUAAAAACUGUUUGACAGUGGAACAGUCUCCCUCAGGAAGUGGUAAACUCCUUCCUUGGAGCUUUUAAGCAGAGGUUGGAUGGCCGUCUGUCAUGGAUGCUUUAGCAGAGAUUCUUGCAUUGCAGGAGGUUGGACUAGAUAACCCUUGGGGUCCCUUCCAACUCUACAGUUCUAUAAUUCUAUGACAUAAGAAAUGAUGCAAUAAAGAUACAAUUAAAAACCAAUCUGAAUGUUUAAUGUGAUGGGUAUGCCAUCUCCUGACUUCGACCACAAAUCCACAGAUCACCAGAAUGAAGCUUACAGUUUGGGAACCUCUGGACUGGUCAAUAAGCACAGGGGAUAGCUGAAGAAUGUACAGAUCAGCUAUUUCCAGUGCCAGUUGGCUGGGAUGGAGUCCUUUAGAGUCCCAUGGGUUGUCCAUAUGCCACUUAGGGAGACCUGUUAUUAAGAGCCUGAGGCACCCCUGAGCUAGGAUUCUCUGAAAUAAAGGGUACCCAUUAAUUUGAGGUGUUGCCAUAUUUUGAAGUAAAAGGCAUUUGAGCAAUUGUGUCCCUGAAAGGAGGUGAAACAUGCACUAUGCAGGGUUGUGAUUAAUCGGGCUGUACAUUCCCUUGGGGCUUCUUGUUCAGUGUAAUUCUGUUUGUAAUGCAAUUUAGCAUUUUGCCUUUUGUGAUUCUGUUCAGAUAAAAGAUACAGAAAACUUGAGGUGAAGGAGUUUGUUGCCCGCUAGAAGAUUAAAAUUAAUAGGACUGGAUGUUUCUAGAGCUGCAAUCUUGCAGCUUAAUCAGGUUUCUUUGUACAUUAACUUUCCCAGAACAUUGCAGCUGUUUCAGCCCAGGUGUUUUCUGUUCACAGUCGUGGAGAAAGGGAGCAAUUUAUAGACAGGCAGAAGCUGCGGGAGUUCCUCCACCUUCCUGUGUGGUUAUUCAUCAACCAUAACUAUUUCUGUUGCUCCCAUAUUAGUUCUGCAUAUUGGGCGACUCGCUAUAAACCAGUAGUUCUCAGUUGUGUUUCAGAGAAUCCCAAAGCUCAUUGGGAUUCCAGGAUUUUUCCAGUGAGAAGAUCACUUUCUUCAAUGCCAGCUUUGCCAAUCCAUUCAGUCUUCCUGCUUUAAUGUGAAGCCACAAAGAGCAGUCCUCUUCUUUGAAAUUUAAUCCAAAAAUGGGUCUUUGAAACUUGCUGUGAAUCUUGCCCUCAUUUUCCCCACCCGAAACCCAGUCAUGCCUUGUCCUGGUGUUGUAGCUAACUAACUUUAAUGCAAGUCUAUUUUUAAAUAUCAGCAUUUCUGUAUUGCAGGAAGUUGGACGAAAUGACCCUGAGGGUCCCUUCCAACUCUACUAUUCUGUGAUUCUUGUAACUUAUUGAAGGGUUUUGUUAACAUGGAUCUUGACAUUUGAACUUGUUCUGUGAAGUGUUUUAAUUAGUGUUGCUAAUUAAUUAAAGUGUUUUAAUUAGUGUUUUCAUUUAUUAGUUGCUCUUUUCAGAAAGGUGAAACUCAAAGUGACUUACAGAAACAAACAGUAAAUAAAAACAUGAAACCAAGAGUAAAAAUAAUCUAAAAUGCUUACCAAUGAGAUAUAUAUAUAAAAGAGCAGAUCCAGCUCAACCCUAUUCCACUAAGUCGAAAAAUUGUGGAGCAGUGACCUGAGUGAAUAAGAAUGUGUUGUUGUUUUUUUGCCUGGCACCUAAACAUGGAUAGUGAUGGCACCAGGUGUAACGCCCUAGGGAGAGCACUCAACAAGUGGGGAGCCACCACAGAGAAGGCCCUUUCUUGUGUUGCCACCCUCAAAGUGUUCUAAGAAUAGAGUUCAUAGGGUUGUUGUAUUAUGCUUACACACAAGUCUCAUGGGUUAAUUUAUUUUUUGCUUGCUAUUUGUUUUUUAAUUAAUGAUUUAACAAAGAAAGUAUAAUGGUGGGAAAGCAGGGGGGGGGAACUAAGAGGGAAGAGGAGAAGGGAAAAAACCUGAAACAAUAAGCUGAUAUUAAGAUACAAUAACCGCUCAUACAUCCAUCUUAAUUUAAACAUAUACAUUAUAAAAAAUCAUCCAAAUAUCUAGAUAAGUAUCCACAUAAAAUCAAUGCUGAUAAAAAAAAUGGCCUCAAGUGUAGCAAGGCCCUCAGAACAGGUUGCCUAACUAUCCAUAGCAUGAACUUCUUAGCAGAAACCUAUACAAAACAGACGCUAUGGGAAUCUGAAAACGCUGUUGGUUAAGAGGCAAGUGCUUGAUUAACAAAAAAGUCUUUAAUUGGUUGACAACCCUAGUUAAGACUAAUGAUGAUGUUUACUGUGGUGCCUGGUGAUGUAGCACUGAAAUCAGUUACCUGCCGGUGUUUAUAACUCUUGUGUUUAUUAUCCAGUAGCUCCUUUUCCUUCUAAUCGGCUUUCUGUGCAUUUUCCCAUCCUCAUCCAGCUAAAAUCAAUUUCUUUAUUGGGCAUCUGUUGUAAACUGUUGUCUUUGCCUCAUUUCUCCGAUUCUGCUAUCAGACUUCUCAUUGGAAUUGGCUCCCUCUCCCUCCAUCAUGAUAAUUCUGUUGAAAUUGUUUUCACCAAACGCUGUUCGCCUUCCGUCUUGUCUUAAUAAGGGUUAAGCACCAGGCAAUUGGGUUUCAGUGCCCAUUGAGAGCUGGCUGUUAGGCCAGGUGAGCCAGAAACUCAGGCGUAAACCACAAACAAGGAUCAUGGGAAGGUACACCAUCAAGGGCAAGCAGCGGGCAUGCAUUCAUUCAUUUAUUAUGUUUGUAUACCACAUUUUCCUCCAAGGAGCUCAAGAUACAUGGUUCUCCCAUCUCCCUCCCCAUUUUAUUCUUACAACAACCCUGUGUGAGGUAGCAUAGGCUGAGAGACAGUGACUGGUGCAAGCUCACCCAUUGAGCACUGUGGUUGAGUGCGGAUUCAAACCCUCAUCUUCCAGGUCCUAAGCCAACACUCUAACCCAGUGUUUCUCAAACGUGGGGUCCCCAGCGGGACUACAACUCCCAUCAUCCCUGACCACUGGUCCUGCAAGCUAGGGAUGAUGGGAGUUGUAGUCCAACAACAGCUGGGGACCCAAGGAAAGUGUUUGGAUUGGCAUAGGCUCCAGAAGCAUUGGUUUAAUACACCACGCUGUGCUAAAUGCCUUAUGGCAGAGGUUUUCAACCUUUUUGAGUCCAUGGCUUCCUUGACCAACUACAUUUUUUUUGUGGGACCCCUGUGGGGCUCAGGAGCCCAGCUAUGUCACCCCUUGCCCGCAGAGCUGGCAGCCUCUCACCCUUUUUCAAACACCCUCCCUUGUGGAGUGUUCUCUCAGCCUCCUCUCCCUACUGCUUGGGAUUCCUCCGGGCAGCCACUGCUGCCACCCCUAGUCUCUGAGCUGCCUCCCCGCAACCCCCAGCCAGCCCCAAGAGUCCCAGAGGCACCAUUCGCCUGUGGAGCUUAUAGCCAGGGCUGCUGCCAUAAACAGUUGUGCAACCCUUUAGGAGUCAGAGAUGCGAGAGGGCAUCAGAGGAGGGAUGGAAGGAAAGAGGGACAGAGGCCAGUGUUGCUCAAGGCACCCCUGACCAUCAUUCAAGACACCCUGGUUGAAAACCACUAUCUUAUGGGGAUGAUUUGACAUUGGGGAUGCAGCAUAAAUCAAUCAGUUAGAUUAAUAGACCUAAAGCCUAUUAAGAUUUCUGUUAAUAAAUCUAAAAAUAGUGUCCCCAAUUAAUUUGGCAGCUGGGGUUUCAAAAACCAUCAUUUUUAAUGCAAAAACGGCAAGUGGCAGGAUUGUCUUAGAAGAGACAUUCCCCCUUUCCUAAGAAGGCAUGUGCAUGCAUUUGUCCAAAGAAAACAAGCAAAAUGUGCUUCCUUUUCUUCUUCAGAAGUAUUAUAUUAUUUACCUUAAUUUAAUUUAUCAGCUAGCAUUUCUUUAACUGGGUGACAGCCCUGUUGGUUAGGUUAACCUCUCUUUGCUUCUCUCCCCAGGCUGCGCCUUGAUUCCAGGGUCUGGAGUCAAUUGUCAGUAUGCUACCUUGGCAUGUGCUUUCCAGACGCAUUGCUACAUUUCCGGCCCCCGCGACGUGACCGUGCAGCCAUGCAGGCGCAGCAGCUUCUUCAAUAAAUGUAAGUCUUGUAAACAACAGGUGCUGUGGCUUAGAAACAACAUUUGCGUAGCUUUUCUCCCCUCUCAGGCCACCGUCCUGUAUCCAUUUAACCUGUCCAUUGAAGCCCUUGAAACUGAGCCUACCUAACUGCGUACCAACUUGAUUUCAGUAGGAGGGAGUUGAACACAUACUUAGGCUGCACAUGUCCUGAUGUGCUCGCUCGGGACUUCAUGUCCUCCACGGAAACCAAGAGACUGUCUUAGUGCAUCAGGGGCCUAGCGUGCGGCCAGAGAUGAAAUUGCUCAGAUUCAUGCAGAAUUGGAUGCCAAAGUCUUGAGGAAGCAUCCAAAGCACCAUCUGGUCAGGUUAUUGUGGAUCAGUUUGAUUUGUGGCAGUCUGAGAAUGUGGAGGUGCUAGCAGCAAGAAUAUUAUUGGCACAAAAAUGGAAGCAAGAAGAAUUACCGAUGAAAGAAGAAUGGCAGAUGAAAUUGAUGGACUAUGCAGAAUUAGAUAAAUUAACAGGAAGGAUUUGAAGCCUGUGAGACCAGAGAUUCUUAGAAGACGAGUAAAUAUAUGAACGAUUUGAAAAGUAACUGUAAUGAACAGAUUAUGCUAGUAGGACUGCAAGACGUUUUGUAAGGAGGACUAUCUGAAAUAUUGCAAGAAAGACUAUGAGGAGAAUUAUUAGUUAAUGAUAAUUAAGAGUAAUAGAGAAAUUAAGAAAUGCAGAAUAAGUGAUAAAGAACAAAAAAAAAUCAUCAGAGGUGUUGACGGAAGUCUAAAAUAUUGUAUAAGAUACGAAGUUAUGUUAUAUGAUUGUUGGAAAUGAUAUGUUAAAAAAACCAAUAAAAAUGUAUAAAAAAAUUAAAAAAAGAGAAUGUGGAGGUGCUAUAAGCCCCUAAGAAGACUUGUGUGGGCCCACAAGGGCUGAGCAACUAUCACCCAGUCACCAAUAUCCCCCUUUUAGGCAAGGUGUUGAAGUGGAUAGUGGUGAUCCAACUGCAGGCACGUUUAGAUAAUUUACCUGGGCCCUUUUCAGUCUUGCUUCAUGCCUGGAUAGGGUACCAAAGCUGCCUCAGUUGCGCUUGUUAAAGCCCUUAGGAGACGGACAGAGAAGUGGUUUUCUUCGACCUUUUGUCAGCUUUUGAUACCAUCAAGAAAAGUACUGUUGGAUCAGGCCAAAAGCCCAGCAUCCUGUUCUCACAGUGGCCAACCCAGAGGAUUAUGGGAAGUCCAGAAGCAGGACCUGUGCCACAACACCCUUUUUUUUAUUUAUUCCCAGCAACUGGUAUUCAGAGAAUGCUUCCUCCAACAGUGGUGAGAGAACAUAGUCAUAAAUAUAUAUAAAUGCAGUAAGUUGAUCCCAACUCUUUAUUUAUUUGCUUAUUCUUUAUAUUCAGCGUGGUUCGCACUUCAAGACAAGGGUUGGGAAUCAUUGGCCCUCCAAUGAUUGGUGUAGCAUUGGGGGGGCAGAGGGGCAGUGUCCCCAGGAGCAAAAUUCUGGAGGGGCGCAAUGCCCAUGCCCCAUGUCUCCUGGGCUUCCCAAGCCAGAAGGAUGAGAAAGGCACGCAGCCACUGUCACCAGCAGCCAUGUGCCUUGCAGGUUCCGCACACCCCAUCCUCUGGCCGGCGCCUCCACCCCAGCUGCCCAGUCCACUAAGGGGGCACAACACUUUCCCCCCUCCGGGCAUCAGCAGCCCACGCUACACCACUGGAACUUCAGCUCCCAUCAUCCCCAGCAAGCAUAGCCAAUAGCCAGGGGUGAUAGGGGUUCUCCUGCAGCAACCUAUAGUGGGGCAAAGUUUCCCCACACCUGGUUUAAGAUAACAUUUAUUACACCCAGUACACAAGUGUGAAGGGAAGAGGAAAAGAAGUGCAUGGAGGCACCUUUGCAUGUGAUUGAACUUGGAGAGGAGGAGCAAAAUAACAGAUAGGUCCCACCUGAGCUGGCAGAGAAGAAGAAGAAGAAAAUUGUAUUUAUAUUCCGCCCUCCCCAGCCGAAGCUGGGCUCAGAGCGGCUAACAACAAUAAAAGUACAGUGGUACCUCGGGUUAAGUACUUAAUUGGUUCCGGAGGUCUGUUCUUAACCUGAAGCACCACUUUAGCUAAUGGGGCCUCCCGCUGCUGCCGUGCCACCGCAGCGCGAUUUCUGUUCUCAUCCUGAUGCAAAGUUCUUAAGCUGAAGCACUAUUUCUGGGUUAGCGGAGUCUGUAACCUGAAGCGUAUGUAACCUGAGGUACCACUGUAACACAGCAUUCUAAAAUCAAUUCAUUCUAAAAUUAAUUCAGAAUCAAAUUAAUGGCAACCAUUGGGCUAGAAUUCUAUGAGAAUUACCAAAGGAGGGAGUCAGACUGUGCCUUGGCCAAAGGCCUGGUGGAACAGCUCUGUCUUGCAGGCCCUGCGGAAAGAUGUCAAGUCCCGCAGGGCCCUAGUCUCUUGUGACAGAGCGUUCCACCAGAUCGGGGCCACGUCCGAAAAAGCCCUGGCUCUGGUUGAGGCCAGCCUAACCAAGGCCGUGCUUUGGAUCGAUUGGAUAAGCCCUCCUGGAUCUGACCAAAGCCUUAUCUGGAAGCAGCAUCCUGUUUUCGGAGUAGCCAACCAGAUGCCUAUGGGAAGCCCUCAGGCAGGACUUGAGUGCCACAGCUCUCUCCCCCUAUAAUGCCCCAGCGGCUGUCAUUCAGAGGCAUGCUGCUCUUGGGAGGUAGCAUCCAGCCUGGAGGUGCUAUCCAGCCAUCACAACGUGUUAUCAGUCUCUUGUCACAAUCUGUGCCCUUUUGCUUUGUGAUAUUUAACCGUAAGGAGCCGAAUGCCUCGUGCAUGCUUUGCUUUCCAUGACGAACAUUUGAAGGCCCUCUUCUGUGUCCCUGUGGCUAGUUAAGAGCUCAAGAGCUGGGAAUUUGGGGGAAAUCACACAAAGUGAUCAAUGUCCUUUGACGCCGGCUGGGCAGUGUCACGGUAUGAGGUGUUGCAGGAGACUGGAAGGAGCACUUAGCGGCAUUGUCACCACAAGCUGUGAAUUGAUUCCUUUCUGUUUCCAUUCCUUUCUGCCUUGACUGUGGAAGAUGGAGAGGCAGCAGGGUUGGGGAGGGAGCAAGGCUGCUCCCUUUUAAGAAGUGAUGGUUCAUGUGGCUGAUGGGAGGAGAGGAAAAUAAGUUAGAUACAGGAUGCCAGGGGAGGUGAGAAGAAAAUAAGAGUCCCUGUCUGGGUUCGGGUCUGAGAAGAAACUGUUACUGAAAAGGAAGCUGAGCAAAGAAUAGAUGGAGGAAAGCUGUGGACCAAUUUGCAAGUAAUUUUUGACACAGGCUACCUCAGUGCAGUCAUUCUCAGUCUGCAUACGUCUCUGCAGUCACAUGGAGAAAGACCUGUCUGGACCUGGCCUGAGCUUUCUGGACCUGCCCCCUCAUUAUAGUAAUCUUAACCUUGAGGAGGGGGGACAGAGGGCAAAGCCAGUUAGGAGGGAAAUUCAGCAGAACAUCUGCUCUGCAUGCAGAAGCUCCUCUGCAACUCCAGGUGGGGCUGUGAAUGCCCUGCUUCUGAUAUCCUGGAGAGACACUUCCGGUCAGGGUAGACAGCAUUGAGCUAUAUGGACCAAUGGUCUCCAUAUGAGGCAGGUUCCUAUGUUCCCAUGUAUUGAAGUUGGUAGCCACUCAUCUGCUCAACUGCAGCCCAUCUUCAUAGCCGUGUUUCCAGACACACACUCAUGAUUUGGUAGGCAUUCAUAUUCAGCAAGCCAUGAUGAUGAUGAUUCAAGAUGGUUAUGAAGAAGAUGUGAGCUUUAUCCAUCCAAAGCAUUAAUAGGUCAGGCUACAGACCCAAGAUGCCCAUGACCUCGUUUUUGAUCCCUGCAAACGGUCUCUCGGCGACACUUCAACACUUUCUCAAGGCACAGUCGGCUUGGCAUACCUUAGAUUAAAUGACACCUGAGCAUGUUUUCCCCACCCCACCCCCUUGAAUUGCUGCUGUUAAGAAUUUGGAUGAGUUGUGUGCAAUAUGUGUUUCAGUGACGGCUGAUCAGCUCUGGAAAGGCGUUUUGGCAGAGAGCGGUGCCAGUGGAAGGAAAGGAAGAGGGAAGAGGACCAAGAAGAAGCUGAAGAAGGAUCUCAAUAGAGGCCAGAUCAUUGGCGAAGGUAAAUCCACAACAUAAGCAAGAGGCCAGAAACGUCUUCAUUCAUAUUGGGUCCCUGUAAGAGUGAACUCUAGUUCCACUCCCAUCAGCGCUCAACACCAGGCUGCUUAGAUGUGAAAGGGAGGUAUCUUCAUGCUUGGGGGGACCCCAGAGUUUGCAGAAGUAAUACAUAUAAAUAAUUUGAAACCCUAUUGAGGGCACACACACACACACACACACACACACACAACCAACCAGCUCUGGGAGGACAUAGUUAGCCACAGAAUGCUAAGUCUAGGAGGUGUGUAAACAAGAAAGUAAAAAAUACUCUCUGUGCAAAUAUCUGAUUCUGCGGUGUGCACAGCGAGGUUUGGGUACUACAGUGGUACCUCGGUUUACAAACACAUUGGGUUACAGACUCCACUAACCCGGAAGUAGUACCUUGGGUUAAGAACUUUACCUCAGGAUGAGAACAGAAAUCGCACAGCGGCGGUGGGAGGCCCCAUUAGCUAACGUGGUAACUCAGGUUAAGAACGGUUUCAGGUUAAGAGCGGACCUCUGGAAUGAAUUAAGUUUGUAACCAGAGGUACCACUGUAAUUCCGCAUGUUUGUAUAAGUGAUUUUUUUUCACAUAGCGAAUGUUUGUAAAGCGAGACCUGUGCGUACUGUAUUUUUAUUUGUUUUGAAAUACAUCCGGUCCCCCAGUCCCAAAAUGGGACACCCCCACCCCCAAGUUGGCUAAAUAAAUGUUGCUUAUUGCUUUUGGUUUACUGAGUUCAUCCUCUUCUGUGUUCUAUCUCAGUGCACACUGCUUUGUCAGCUGAAGCAGGUUAUAUAUCCACAAACAGAGAAAUAAAAUGUAUUUAUUAUCAAUAUACUUAGUGCACGCUGUUUUCCUUAAUUGUAGUUUAGCUCCCCACCCCAUUCAUCCUAAAAAGCAGUUGAAUCUUAACACCGGACGAUGCUUGUUGUACAGCUUCAGCUCAUUUCACGGUUACGGCUGUGAUCUGGGAAGUACCCUAAGUCGUUCUUGUGCUCUCCAUCUGCCUUAGGACGCUCAGGUUUCCUCUGGCCUGGCCUCAACGCUCCGGUACUGAAACAAGGAGCGGUCCAGACCAUUGAUCAGCGGGAUAAAGAGGAGCAGGAGAAGGUGCAAGCAGAAAAGCUCCGUCUGCGGGAAGAGUUUGACAGGAAAAGAAAGAUAAAGGUGAAGAGGGAGAGAGGAUGGACUGGAAGAUCUUGGGGCGGUAUCAGCCUAGGACCCCCGGAUCCAAGUCCUACUGGAGGUAAGAUAACUAGGUGCAUUCUAGUUGUUUUAUUUGUGCAUUUCAUAAAACUUAUUCCGUGCAUGUCUGUGUAGCUCAGUGGUAGAACAUCUGCUUUUCUUAAGGCACUAUUGGGGUUGCUAAUAACUCCCUUAAGAAAAGGUUUCUAUAAGCUACAGCUUGAUCAGGGGUGGGGAACCUCGGGUUCAGGAGGUUAUGUAUGGCCCUCCAGGCAUCUCUGUCCAGCCCUCAAGACUCUCUUCUGUUAAAUAAAUCAUGAUACAGUGUAAUGUGUCAUGUGUUGUUGUUCGUCCGAGGUUGCAUUUACCUAAUUUUAAGGCCUUCUAAGGAACAGGUGGUUGUUAUUAUGUUCCAAUAUGUAAAAUCACAGAAUUCAAAGAGGGGGUACUUUCUUUUUCGCAUGACUAUCAAUUGUCAUCUGAACUUAUGAGUACAGUGGUACCUCGGGUUACAUACGCUUCAGGUUACAUACACUUCAGGUUACAUACGCUUCAGGUUACAUACGCUUCAGGUUACAGACUCCACUAAUCCAGAAAUAGUACCUCAGGUUAAGAACUUUGCUUCAGGAUGAGAAUAGAAAUCGUGCUCUGGCAGUGCGGCGGCAGCAGGAGGCUCCAUUAGCUAAAGUGGUGCUUCAGGUUAAGAACAGUUUCAUGUUAAGAACGGACCUUUGGAACGAAUUAAGUAUUUAACCUGAGGUACCACUGUAUCUUAAAAAAAAUAUGUGAACAACCUGCCUGACUGCUUAACACAGUUUGCAAUGGACAAUUGAAAAAUAUACAGAUGAAACAACACCAAGAAAAUAUAAUAACAGGAACCUAGGAAGCUGCCUUAUACUUGGCCCAUCUAGCUCCAUACUGAAUACACUAACCGGCAGCUUUCCAGGGUUUCAGGCAGGAGCUAUCCCCAGUCCUGCCUGGAGAUGCCAAGGUUUGAACCCGAGACCUUGUGCAUGCAAGCUCUUCCACGGAGCCGUGGUCCUUCCUUCGUCAGCCUAAAGAGCCAUAGAAGGCUGUACAGUGACUUGGGCAGUCGAUCUGUUUAACGCAGAAGUACUUCUCUGGCUGGCAGUGAUUUUCUAGGGUCUCCGGCAGACAAUUUAUCUUCUUGAGCUGGAGGUGCCGGGGAUGGAACUCAGGGGCGACUACAUGCAAAUCAUGCGCUCUUCUGCUGAGCUAUGGUGCUUUGGGUUCAGAGAGGUUUCUGGCAUUUUAGAGCGAUGUGUCUGAUGUGACAUGCCGCUUGCCAUGCUCUGCCUGCCUGCCAGUGGGAGUUGGCAGCCUUGCAGAAUGCUGUCCUCAUUUCCAGCACAUCCACUGCAGCCCCAUCACUUUCCUGGAGCAAGUCCCUAACACCUGCAGUGGGCAGAACUGGGUGGGUAUGGGUGCUGUGCGGCAAGCAUUUAGAAGCCUGGUCUGUGCAAAGUACUUUGGCUCGGCGCUGUUCCCUUAACUCUGCAGAGAUGUUGCAGUGAUUGCAUCUGACUGAUUACAGGCUCCCCACCCCUGGCAGCCUUUUCAAUUGAAAUGCAGAGCAAGAUGGCUGUUAACUCUGAGACAUGACUUGAUUUGAAGUGCCUGGGGUGGUCGUGCAUCUCCCCCCCCCCAAAAAAACCCCCCCACAACUUCCCUCUGUCGCUGUGCGAGCAACAUGUGUUGGAUAAGACCUGAGCCCGUUUAUUUGUUUGAUUUGAAUCCUUGCAAACCGUUUCAUAGUUGGUCACUCAGCGUGCUCGUUUCUAAAACAAUACCCUGCUGUGGUGUCGGCCCGGUACAUGUGAGCCGUUUAUAGCCUGGCUGCUCCUGUUAGACCUUAAAACACUCCGCGAUCUACGCCUGACUGCUCAGCCAGCUUACGGUAUCCCUUUGGCCGAUAGCGUGUGCAAGGAGGCAGCUCUAAAUUUAGCCGAAAAUGUCAUUGUCUGUAUGCAAUCUGUUCGCUUCCUAACAUGGCAUGCUAGUUUUAACACUUUGCAGAGCUUUUAGCAGUGGAAAAUCAGCAGGAGAAGCACAGUAAGAUUGGGACUCACCACAUUCAUAAAACUGCCUUCCUUGUCUCUCCCGUUCUCCUUCCCUUUGCCACAAAUGCAAACGCACAAGCGGAGUUGAAAUUUGGGCCCCAUCUUCUCUAUACCUUUUUAAGCACCAUUAUGCCACUUCAGAGGGACGCGGGUGGCGCUGUGGGUUAAACCACAGAGCCUAGGACUUGCCGAUGAAAAGGUCGGCAGUUCGAAUCCCCACGAAGGGGUGAGCUCCCGUUGCUCAGUCCCUGCUCCUGCCAACCUAGCAGUUCGAAAGCAAGUGCAAGUAGAUAAAUAGGUACCGCUCCGGCGGGAAGGUAAACAGCGUUUCUGUGCGCUGCUCUGGUUCGCCAGAAGCGGCUUAGUCAUGCUGGCCACAUGACCCGGAAGCUGUACACCGGCUCCCUCGGCCAAUAAAGCAAGAUGAGCACCGCAACCCCAGAGUUGGCCAUGACUGGACCUAAUGGUCAGGGGUCCCUUUACCUUUACCUAUGCCACUUCAACAGUCAUGGCUUCCCCCCAAAGAUUCCUGGGAACUGUAGAUUGUUAUAGGUGCUGAGAGUUGAUAGGAGACCCCUGGUUCCUUCACAGAGCUAUACUUCCCGUAGUGGUUUAAUAAUCAAUCCCUCUUCCCUGGGAACUCUGCAUGGCCUGAUCAUGCUUGAAUCAGACCUAGGCGAGGUAACAUCUUUAUGCAGCUAUAUUAUAUGGAGAUGAUGCAUUUAUGUGUAUGUGAGCUGUACAUCUCUGACUCGCAUUUUCUUUACCGACAGAAACAUACGAAGAUUUCGACUCCAGAGUGAUUGAGGUAAGCGCUGCAAAACAUCUGCAGGGAUUCGCACCUUAAACACAAAAUGCUUCUGGUCUUACCGUCCUUUGACUAUAACUCACUAAUAAUGGGAGCUGGGGAAUUCUGAAGUAGCGUUAUUACAGCUGUGAAGAAAAGUGUGCUAUUCCUUUGGCUCUGCCACAGCGCCCAGUUCAAAGGACUCUUGGAUAGAGUUCAAAGGCUGCAAAGCUCCAAAGUCAACCAUUAGGUUAGCCGCUAGAAUUAUAGAAUUGUAGGGUUGGAAGGGACCCAAUAAUCAUCUGGUCCAAGCUUGAGAGAAAAAGAGGGUUUUCUGCAAAUGUUUUUUCUAAUUUACGUUCUUUUACCCCGGUAACGAAGCCAUGAACAAAACAACUUUUGACUCUCUGCUCUUGGAAAAGCAAUAAGUAGCUUGGAAUCCAUCCCACCUUUCUUUUGCCUUGUUUGCAUAGGUGUAUUAGCUAGGGAUUUCUUCUACCUGGUGCAUUCAUGUCAUCCAGGGACGAGGAAUUCAGACCCAAUAACCAAAUACAGCCAUGCAAGCCUAUUUGCCUGGCUCUGUGGACUCUCUUCAAACCACAUCUCUUUGCCAGCCAUGCCCCUCUCUUACGCCUUCACACCCUCCUUUGAAAAAUUAUGUGAUUUUUUAUAUAUAGACUUUUUACAAACUAUGCAUUCGGAGGAUUUUAUUUUCAUUUCCCAUGCCUGGUGUGUCAUAUGUCCCUGACGGACCCUCCUUUCACUUUCAGAAAUGCUUUUUUUAAACUUUCAGUGAGUGACCACUUGCCCCUGUUCGAAUGCCGAAACAUUGCUUUUGUGUGGCAUCUAAUCGUUCUUUUGCCCAGAGCCUGGAUUCGAUUUGCAUGUGUAAUCUAUGGGAAUUUGCAGUUAGUCACAGCUCCUAUAUGAUGUACUGGUAAAGGGACCCCUGACCAUUAGGUCCAGUUGUGGCCGACUCUGGGGUUGCGGCACUCAUCUCGCUGUAUUGGCCGAGGGAGCCGGCGUACAGCUUCCGGGUCAUGUGGCCAGCAUGACUAAGCCGCUUCUGGCGAACCAGAGCAGCGCACGGAAACACCAUUUACCUUCCCGCCGGAGCGGUACCUAUUUAUCUACUUGCACUUUGACGUGCUUUCGAACUGCUAGGUUGGCAGGAGCUGGGACUGAGCAACGGGAGCUCACCCCGUCGCGGAGAUUCGAACCGCUGACCUUCUGAUCAGGAAGUCCUAGGUUCUGUGGUUUAACCCACAGCGCUACCUGUGUCCCCCUGUAUGAGGUACUUGUUAGCAAACGUGUACAUCAUAGGUGUACUCCUAAAAAAGUACACUGUGUGAGGGUGUUCCUAUUGCCACUAGCUCAUAGCUUAGUAUUAGUGAAGAUACUCAUAGGCUGCAUUUCAGAUUUCGUAAAACAUUUUGCAGCCUUUCUGAACCUGCUUUCUUUUCUGUCGCCUCUUCAGAAUGUGUGUUGCGAGUUCUCUUUCGAGAGCAGCUUGAAAUUGCACCCCAUACGCAAUUAACUUUUGUAUUGAGGUCAGCAGAUUGUUGAACCCAGGCUUAGAGCGUUUUCAAUCGCGUGCCAGUUUUCGCUUAUCGUUACUGGGAGGAAAGCCGAGGUGCUCGCCGAAGGCACCUAGCAACAACUCAGAUCACAAUUCCACGUGGGCUGAAAUUUGAAUUUCAAAGCAGUAUGAGUAUCCUCCGGCAGCGUUUCAAUUAUUUCUGGGGUGGGCAGAUGGAGGAAUUGCAAUAAGUGAAAUGCAGGGUGCUAAAGGAGGCCUGGCACUUUAAUUGCACUUUCAGUUCUGUAACUACAGCGUAAUGUGCUGCACUUGGUUCUUGUUAGAGCUGGUGGAGUGAGUAGAACUGAUUGCCACCAGUAGGCUGGCAUGGGGUGGAGACUCACAUAAGAAGAGCUUAUGGGGUUGCAACUCUGGGGUUGCAGCGCUCAUCUCGCUUUAUUGGCCGAGGGAGCCAGUGUACAGCUUCCAGGUCAUGUGGCCAGCAUGACUAAGCCGCUUCUGGAGAACCAGAACGGCACACGGAAAUGCCGUUUACCUUCCCGCCAGAGCGGUACCUAUUUAUUUACUUAACUAAAUGAAACUUAACUAAAGAAACAUUGCCACAUAAAAACCAGCUGCUAAAAAAUACAAGGAAAAUCCAUAGUAAAGGACUAAAUCCAAGCAUCCACGAAAGAUCAGGAAGCAAAAUAAUUAAAAAUGAAAAUGAGAUAAAAAGUAUAAAUUUCACCUUUUUUUAAAAAAAAAAAAACCCGAUUCACAAUGAAGCAAAAGAAAAUCAACUCAUUCUUCCCCACCACCACCAAUCAAUCAAUCAAUCAAUCAAUCAUCCCAUUAUCGUGUGGCUAUCAGGAAUGUAGAAAGAGACAACAGUUAAUGUUGCCUUGUCCUGUGUGUGAACUUCCUGUCCAGGGUACAAUUCAACACAUCCUUAACCUUCUUUCUUGCAAUGCGUUGACUUUAAUGUUACGCAGGUGUAACAUUACUGAGGCCCAAUUUGUGGGGUGGUAUUGCAACUAAGUUUUACUCAGCGUAGACCUGUUGGCAAGUACAGUCUCAAAAAGUAACAUUUAUAAAACCCUCAGUACUGUCUUUCUCACAAAAGUGUUUUGUCAGUCACACUAAGCAAUUUUCCUUUCUUUUUUUCUGUGUAAAAACAUUUUAACUUGCAUGUUUCCUUAGGGACAACUCAAAACAUCAGUUCUGAAAAGACUGUGGGUGAAACGACCCACAGAAAAAUGCAGGAAUAUAUAUAUACAGUAUCGCAAACAACGAAUUCAGGCGUCAAUCAAAAAGGAAUUGAGGAAUAAUCAUUAAAUUCCCAUCUUUGGGGGGUUAGUUGAGGGAGUAUCUCAGAAGAACAAAUCCAUUCACAAAAAUUAAUCCUGUUAUUAAUUUCUGGUGAAAUCUGAAUUCAUUUAUCUGCCCACUUAUCCCUUCCUGACCAGGCAAAUAGGUGAAACAGACUGGAAGUUGUGGACUCCCCUUCCUCAGAGGUUUUUUAAGCAGAGGUUGGAUGGGCAUCUCUCAUGGAUGCUUUAACUGAGAUUCCUGCAUUGCAGGGGGUUGAGCUGGAUGACCUUGGGGGGCCCUUCCAACUCUGCGAUUCUAUGAAACCGCUGUGACAUUAACAUGUGAGAGCGCUGGAGGUGAAAUAGUUAAACAGGUUACGCAAUCAGAACCCAGGGGGGUGGAGUCAGAGGGACUAUAAAACCAGCUCUGGGAGGGGUGAAGGGGGGAGUUCGUUGGGAGGUUGGUUGGAGUGGGAGUGAAUUGGGAUAGAGUCUGUGGGUAGGUUGAGUUAGUGUAGCGAAAUAAGCUGAGUCAGGAACAGUUAGGGGCUAGGAAGACAAGUAAAUAUCUGAGAGGUGGUUUAGUGAGUGAGAGCAGGUAAUGGAAGUUAUAGGUCUGGAUAGGCACUCCAUGAUUGCAAUUGUCCGAUACUGUUUAUGAAACCACACGCUUGUUAAACUGCAAUAAAUAAACAGAAGUUUAUGUUCCAAUUUCACCCUGACUGGACUCAGUAUUGUACCAGGUAGGGCCUGGGUGGUGGCAGCGAGAAAUAAAGUGGUGGCACAGGGAUCAAUAGACGGUGAAACAUCCGGGGACCCUGUGUGAUCGCCACAACCGCUGAAAUUGGCAUGCCUCCUUCAGCCUAAGGGUGGGAGCAGCUUAUAAAGAAACUUAUUUUAACGUGGAGGGAGCUUUAGCGGAAAGAUGAGAGGAAGCUGGGGGGAGGGGGAGAGUUCAUGUUCAGUCCUUAAUCUCUCAGGCAACUAAGCAAGCUGCUACAUUUUCUUCCCCAGAGGUUUUAGAAUAGCAAGUCGCUUCCAAAAGAGAGGGGCUGUGUUGUGCAAGAUGCUCAGGGCCACAGAUCUUUUAUUGCAGAUCUGCUCUAACUUAGUCGUUAUGAGAGCUUAGUCGUUUGAGACCUAAUUGCCUCUGAUGGGCAGUGAAACCUCCCCCCCCCUUUUUUGUUUUGUUUUAUAUACCUGUAGAGAAUCCUAUUUUUAUUGCAACUGUAAAGCUGGGUUUUAUUUUCCACCCUAAAAAAAAUAAUACAAGACAUCUCGGGCUGAGAUGCUUCGGUUUUAAGAUUACUGCGUGCUUCUCUCCAAGUAAUAAAGAAGGGUGAGUAAUGGAAAGUGACAGGUUCCCAAAUACAAAGGGAGUGAGCAACAGGCGUACGGUAAUACAGGGAUCUAGUCAACUGUAUGUGCCAUUCUUUUUAUGUUUUAAUCGCACAAAGAAAUCCAGUCCUGUAUCUAGAGAGGUGUCAGAUCCAUUGCCGCCAGCAGAUGAUAAAUAAGUAUCUGAGCAUCCAUUUCUGAUUAGAGAGGAGCAGCACAGGAAGUUUAGCGAGUUUAGGCAAUCGGUCCAUCUAAAUCAGUAUUGUCUACACUGCCUGGCAGGGAUAGAGCAUCUGCUUUGCAUGCAGAAGAUCCCAGGAAUGUCCAGGGUGAGGAAUUAACUCUUUAUUGUCAAAAGCCAGGUCCCAUCACCUCCUGGCAAAUAGAAGGGGAAGAAAUGGAGGCAGUGAGAGAUUUUACUUUCUUGGGCUCCAUGAUCACUGCAGAUGGUGACAGCAGCCACGAAAUUAAAAGAUGCCUGCUUCUUGGGAGAAAAGCAAUGACAAACCUAGACAGCAUCUUAAAAGUAGAGACAUCGCCUUGCCAACAAAGGUCCGUAUAGUUAAAGCUAUGGUUUUCCCAGUAGUGAUGUAUGGAAGUGAGAGCUGGACCAUAAAGAAGGCUGAUCGCCAAAGAAUUGAUGCUUUUGAAUUAUGGUGCUGGAGGAGACUCUUGAGAGUCCCAUGGACUGCAAGAAGAUCAAACCUAUCAAUUCUUAAGGAAAUCAGCCCUGAGUGCUCACUAGAAGGACAGAUCCUGAAGCUAAGGCUCCAAUACUUUGGCCACCUCAUGAGAAGAGAAGACUUUCUGGAAAAGACCCUGAUGCUGGGAAAGAUGGAGGGCACAAGGAGAAGGGGACGACAGAGGACGAGAUGGUUGGAUAGUGUUCUCGAAGCUACCAGCAUGAGUUUGACCAAACUGCAGGAGGCAGUGGAAGACAGGAGUGCCUGGCGUGCUCUGGUCCAUGGGGUCACGAAGAGUCGGACACGACUAAACGACUAAACAUUGUCAAAAGCGCACUUACAAGUGAUCGCCAAAGGAGAAGAAGAAGAGGAGGGGGCGCAGCAGGAGGAGGAGGAGGUGUGGAAGCCCUUGAUUCCACACCAGCCUAACCUCCCCCUCCUCCUGCACCUGCUCUCCAGGCCUGCAGCUUCUCCUGCCUCUGACUUCUCCCAUGUCAGUCUCAAACCCUGUUUCUCCCAGUGCCCACUCCUUCCCAGGCACCACUCCUCAGCGUCCAGCCAUUCCCUGACAGCAGGGAUAGGAGAGACCCUGGUCUGAAAUUCUGCAGAGUUGCUGCCAAUCAGUUUAGACACUACUGACCUAGGUUGACCACUGUAUAAGGCAGUUUCCUAUGAAUCGUAGGGUGAAGAGGAGGACGGCCCCUUUGUGGAGCUACAGCGCACAUUGGUGAGGAGCCAUGGCAGUUAAACAGCUCUGAAACUAGUCGGCGCAUAUAUUAUUUUCAUCAUGAUUGUUUAUUUCGUUUAUGAAUCGCUUCCCGUGAAGCACCUCAAAGCGAUUUCACGGUGCAAUAAAAUCCUAUAGAAAGCCAUUUCUUAUAUAAAAAAACCAUUGCCUGUGUAAAAAAAAAAAAAUGCAGUUAAAGCCAUUGCAUAUAUGAAAACAGCUUCAAAUCCAAUGCAGGUAGAGAGUGAGAUUUUAAAAAUCUCCACUUAAGAGGCUUGUUGGAAAAAGAAGGACUUCAGGGGGCCUCUCUGAUGUGUAAACGGGAAGGAGGGCUUAAGAAUAGGUGCUGUCACGCUAUAGACCCAAUUCUUACAUCAUAAAGGAAGGAUGAGGCGGUAUCUGCAGGAGGUCCUCUCCUGCAGAGCACAGCUGUUGGUUGGGAAUAUAAUAAAUGAGACAUUUCUUUUGGUAUUUUUGUCCCAAGCUGUAGCAGCACCAUUAGCCUAGCUUGGUAUCUAAAUGACACAUGUGGACAUGUUCUAAGCAGAAGUUUGGAGGAUGAUAUGGAGCAACAUGCACACAUUUCUUUCCAGCAAGCAUCCUGUCCUUGGAAGAUGGGUGUGAUCAGGAAACCUUGUGGCAAAUUAUGCAAGCCUCUUGUUCUGUUCAGACUCCUUCCCAGUUGCGAAGUGGCAAUUCCAGUGCACCUAUGAAACUCCUUCCUCCACCCUCACGGGCAGCUCGACUUCGAGAUUGAAGUUUAAAAUUUCACACCAAGCAGACGACUGCUAGAUUAUAUUAAGUUAAUAAAGAGAGCUGUAACACACUGCAGUGUCUUGCCACCCUGCCCCAAUGGCAAUUUCGUUAGAUUUAAAUAGGUGCGGCAGGGCUUUUAAGAACGGCAGGGGGCAUGUGAUUUUCCUCGGGUUCCUACGCUAUUGGCAGGCAAAGCAUUAUGUUUCAAAUGCCUUGGGAACGAGACAUUCGCCAUAGGCUGCAGCGGGUAAUUAAGAAUCCUCUACAGUAACCCAAACCUCUGCAGUAAAUGUGUGCUCUGUGCUCUAGGUUUCGGAUAAUGCAUAUGAUAAGGUGGUAGGAGUUUGCACACAAUUAUCUGGGGUGGGGAGGAGGCUUCCCUCUCAACUUGCUUGCCUCCAUUUCUGUUAGCAAGGGAAGGGGAGCACACCAGAGUGCUUGAAUUUUGGCCUACGCUAAUCAGUGUUUCCCUGAAAAUUAAUUAUACCGUAGAAGAAACCCCUUUGUGAACAAAGAUGCCAAAGCAGCAUUACUAGUGUUUUAUGAACAAAGAAUCCUAAUGCUAUCCUUCUGUAAACACUGAUUAGCACGUCUAGCUCGUGCAAGAAGAUAUUAAUAUUUGCAUGCAGGGUUGGUUGUCGUCGCUGGCGUCUUGUUACGUUUUAAACAGCGGCAUGAACUCUUCUCUAAUUUGUACCGUCAGGCUUUUCUCAUUUGUGGCCCAGUGCGUGUGGCUUCGCCCUUGAGCCCCUAAAAUAUGACUCAGCCACAAACGUCCUCGCCCACCCUUGUGCCCAUGACAUAAAAGUAGCGCUUGAUGGUGGCUUGCAAAAUUGCAGAGCUAGCGAUUUUAAACAGCAGCUGAGUGAGAGUAGCAAACUUUAAUGAAUAGUAAGUGAGCCAGUGUGUGGAAGGAAAGCACAAAGAAGUCCCUUGGGAUUUUGCUCAAAGGCAAAUGAAAGGAGAGUAUCCUAAGGACCUGGAGCUAUGUUGAGCAAUUAAGCAACUGUCCUCUUAGCAAUGGCAAAUUUUGAAGCUGGCAUUUCCUUGGCAGCUGGGCUUAUCUGCUGUUCUGCAAAAGCAUUUGGUGACCGCUAGCCACGAUGGUUAUGUUUUACCUCCCCUGUUGAAGGCAGUACACGUGACUCCUCGUUUGGGCUCUGGGGAGGGUCUCCUCGCUCGCCAGAGGUGCCACAGAGCUUUGUUGAGGCUCUUCAGGUCUCUCCCCCCACCCCGCCAAUUUCCUGUGCAUAUGCACAGUUUUGUUCGGUUUUUUACUUUUUUCAUUGUAUAGCCACUUCUUCUUCUUCUUCUUCUUCUUCUUCUUUGGCGAUCACUCGUAGCUGAGUAAGAUUGUCUUCCAUAAAAACGGUUUUAACAAUGAGUCCGUAAGUGGCUGUGGAGGCCAAUUCUGGAUCCACACGUCCUUCCACAGUGGGGACAUUGGUUUGCAGAUGGGAGUUGAUCAUGGUGUGGAUUUGCCAAGCGUGCCUUCCUCUUAGCACGUUUCUCCCUUGAGUCCUGAGUUCGAGCGUCUUCAAAGCCCAUGACACCUUUGGUAAAGGCUGUUCUCCAACUGGCGCGCUCGCAGGCCAGUGUUUCCCAGUUGUCAGUGUUUAUGCUACAUUUUUUUAGAUUUGCCUUGAGACAGUCUUUAAACCUCUUUUGUUGACCACCAGCAUUACGCUUUCCAUUUUUAAGUUUGGAAUGGAGUAGUUGCCUUGGAAGACGAUCAUCAGGCAUCCGCACAACAUGACCAAUCCAACGAAGUUGAUGUUGAAGAAUCAUUGCUUCAACACUUGUGAUCUUUGCUUCUUCCAGUACACUGGCAUUAGUUCUCCUGUCUUCCCAAGUGAUGUGUAGUGACCGCCAUACCCCCCAACACGAGGAGGAAGAGAAGGAGUAUUUUAGGGAUCCUUGUCCGCAUUCAUGUCACCAUCAUCUGAUUCUGUCCCAAUCAGAAUGAUAUUUGUAGAGACCACCACAAUUUCAUCUCAGUGUUGUAAUUUAACACUAAGACACUGUUAGGACUAAAAAACAAAAACUUUCAAACAUCAUAGCCAACCAGGCCACAUUUGCCUAUGAUUUCACUGAUGUAAAACCACAUUAGCACUUCAGUAGCCACCAAGCCAUUCCUUAGAGCUUCCUUGACAGCGAGCUGUUUGACUGCAUGCUCUUCAGCAAUCCAUGCCAUCAGUAGCCUUAGGAGUUUCAGCAGGAGUUGAGGGAGCCAGUACCAAAAAGUGGCCAGGCCAGGCUUUGAAUAAGUGAUAGCAGCAGAGACAAGCUUGGGCCCUUGGGUGAUGAUGGCCGUCACCAGCUUCUGCGCAGCCUGCACCAUCCCGAGAGCAAGUCCUGCGCAUGUGCGCAGUUGCGGGUGAAUUGAAGACAUGUAAUUGGGUGGAUGCCUGUAUGUCCCUGAACGCCACUCGCUCGGAAUCAUAAAUGGAGAGAAUGCUGUUGCACUCGGGUCUUGUUUUAGGGCUUUGCAUAGGUCACUGUGAGAACAGGAUACUGGACUAGAUAGGCCUUUGGCCUAAUCCAGCAGGGCUCUUUUUAUAUUCGUAUGCUGUAGUUGCUGCUACUAUUACAUUUAUAGCCCACUUUCGCCUCCAGGUCCCAGGGCAGGUCACAACACUUCAAACGAAUUACAGUCAUGGGAAUAGGAUGGGUCCGGAAAACCCCUAUCUGAGGAGCUAAGCGUUCACUCCCUUGGCCAUGUUUUGAGAUUUUGGGUCUUCUCUCUAAUGAAACUUCCAUUUGUGCAGAGGGUCUGGUGUGUGUGUCUGUGUGUCUGUGUGUCUGUGUUCUUUGAUUUUGCCAAAUCUUGAAGGCUUACUGCUGGUGGGAACAUCUGAAGGGCAGAACAGCAUGUUACGGGAGAAAUGGGAAUAAUGCUAAAAAUGAAUUCAAGCAGAACCCGCAAAUGGAGAUUUUCCCUCUGCAGGCUGUCUGCAUGGAGGUGGGAGGUGGGAAUCAAUUUUGGGGUAUGCUUUGAUUCCAAACUGUGCCUGCAGAUGGACAACUACAAAGGGGUGCACUGUCAGCUCCAAACAGCUGUGUGUGUGUGUGUGAGAGAGAGAGAGAGAGAGAGAGAGAGAGUGAGAGUGAGUGAGAAUGGUGUGGUGCUUUUGCUAGAGCUAAAUACGUGAGCCACAGCUAAAUCAAGAAUUUGGGCUGAGCCUGAAGUGCAGAAGGUGCUGAUUUGUUGGCUGAAUGCUCAGUAGUUGUACCAGGCAUGCCCAAUCCAAAGGAAGCAUUCUGCUGACCGAUCACAGGCGCUGACCGAUCACAGGUGCUGAUGUUGCCACCCUGUUUGGUUCCUCUGUGGCUCCUAAAAGACCUAAACAUUCCUGGCUUAAACUCCAGAGACUCUGAUUAGUUGAUAAUAAAACCUUCUGUUCAGAUCCCUCCAUUUCUCUUUUCCAUUGUUUGAAAUGGGAGACUGAACAUGCCAAAGUUUAUUGAAGGUGAUAACACGAAGCGGCACUUAACCUGCUUAUUAGUGUCAGCGAAAGCUAUAACCUGCAUUUUCAUAAUCACUCCUGCCUGCUUCCCCUAAUUAAAUAUAGAUUUCUCCCCAUGUUCUCCAGAAGGUGGAAUAAAAUAGUUUGAGCAGUAACCUUAAAGUAACCUUUUGCCGUCCAGAGAUGACCCUUUUAUAAACCUUGUUUCUCCCUUCACGUUUCUGCAGUGCUGGUAAAUUAAACCGUUUGCCAGUGUUUCUCAACUUGGGUCUCCAGCUGUUUUUUGUCAUAACAGGACAGCCAUGCCAGAGCCGCUACCAUAGAAUCGUAGACUUGGAAGGAGCCACAAGGGUCAUUUAUUCCAACCUCCUGCAAUGCAGGAAUCUCUCACCCAACAUGGGGCUCAGACCCAUAACCCUGGGAUUAAGAGUCUCAUGCUUUACUGACUGAGCUAUCCAUCCUUCUGCCUCUGAUCUUCACACCGUGAGACAUUAAAGAACCCUUAGGCUAUAUUUGCUGAGUUUAAAGCAUGGUGCCUGUUAAGAGAAAGAAGAAGAGAGUCGCCAACCAACACCAUUUACUGUUGACUCUGGGAGCCCUUCUGUCAGGAUCUGUGAACCACAGUGCCAAAUAGCAUAUGGCCUGCAUCACCUUCCUGGUGUGUGGCUCUCCUGUCAAAGGAGGAGGAUGAUAAUAAUAAUAAUAAUAAUUAAAAAAAAGAAUAAUAAUUAUAUGCCGCCCAUCUGGCUGGGCUUCCCCAGCCACUCUGGGCGGCUUCCAACAAAAUAUUAAAAUACCAUAAUGCAUCAAACAUUAAAAGCUUCCCUAAACAGGGCUGCCUUCAGAUGUCUUCUAAAAGUCUGGUGGUAGUUGUUCUCUUUGACAUCAGGUGGGAGGGCGUUCCACAGGGUGGGCGCCACUACUGAGAAAGCCCUCUGCCUGGUUUCCUGUAACUUGGCUUCUUCAGUGAGGGAACUGCCAGAAGGCCCUCGGCGCUGGACCUCAGUGUCCGGGUAGAACGAUGGGGGUGGAGACGCUCCUUCAGAUAUACUGGACCAAGGCCGCUUAGGGCUUUAACGGUCAGCACCAGCACUUUGAAUUGUGCUCGGAAACGUACUGGGAGCCAAUGUAGGUCUUUCAAGAUCGGUGUUAUGUGAUCUUGGCAGCUGCUCCCAGUCACCAGUCUAGCUGCUGCAUUCUGGAUUAGUUGUAGUUUCCGGGUCACCUUUAAAGGUAGCCCCACAUACAGCGCAUUGCAGUAGUCCAAGCGGGAGAAAACUAGAGCAUGCACCACUCUGGCGAGGCAGUCUGCGGGCAGAUAGGGUCUCAGCCUGCGUACCAGAUGGAGCUAGUAAACAGCUGCCCUGGACACAGAAUUGACCUGUGCCUCCAUGGACAGCUGUGAGUCCAAAAUGACUCCCAGGCUUUUUUUGGUCAGCAGGCUGAGCAGUUGUGGCAUGAUUAAAUGUGUAUUAAUAUUUUGUGUGUGUGUGUGUUUCUUCUCCUCGCCCACCCCCCUUUUCACAGCUCGACUAAGGUUGUUACACCACACAGCACCAUACUUAGAAUUCAUUGACUUGUAGAGUUGGAAGGGAUCUCAAGGGUCCUCUAGUCCAACUCCCUGCAAUGCAGGAAUCUGUGGCCCAACAUGGGUCUCGAACCCACAACCCUGAGAUUAAGAAUCUCGUGAUAACAGCUGAGCUAGGUACCAAAUGAAACCCAUAUAGAAAGCAGACAGUUUGAUUUUCCUUCAGCUGACAGACCAUAGCAAUGCGCAUGUUAUCCUCACCCCCUUUUUAAAAAAAAGAAAAACCAUAGCUUAUACUUACAUAGGCAGCUGUCAUAAGAACAUAAGCCAGCUUCCUGUUCUCACAGUGCCCGUGGGAAGCUCACGCAGGACCCGAGUGCGAGAGCACACUCCUCACUUUUCACAACCAGCAACUGGCAUUCAGAUGCAGACUGCCUCCCACAGCUGAUAUUUUCCUGUACACCCACUUUGUAUUCUUCAUAUGACAAUAUAUGUGAAUGAGAAUAUAUAUCUGUACAAGUUGCAAAAUCGAUAUUGCUUUGCAGUGGGGCAUUUUAGCUGCUUUUGUCUACUCCAGAAUGAGAGGGGGGGGAGGAAAUUCUGCCGGAGCUCAGUAGGUUAAAAAAAAAUUGCAUUGUUUGAUGUCAGGACAGUUGAUGUAGUAACAGUCCAUGGCUGCCUGUGCACAUUAUCAAGCUUGAAAGGCCUUUACAGAGUUUUAAGAGAGAUGUGAUGGGUCUGAUUGUGAUGGGUGACUGGGCACAUUUCCCUUCAGAGCUGCACAGAAACAGCUGACAGGAGUAAUUUUGUGUGUAUGUGGUUUUUCCCCUCCAGUAGCCUGACUCACUUCCAUGUGCUGCUGUUGCCACCUUCUGGAAAAAAGGAGGAAGCCUCGUUUUCCUGGAUUUGGAAGUAAGGAAACCCUACUUAAGAGGAAAUCUGGCCAGUGGUUAAGAGAUCAAGAGCGAGCCUUGGAAUCUGAUCCUCACAGCUGACAUAAAUUCUUCCUCAUCUGCCAUAACUGUGGCUAACAGCAGGCAGCUGGACCUCUUAACUAGGGUUUCCUAACCUUCAAACUGGUUGACAUGAAAAACUUGCUUAGCGUUAACCGUGAUUGACAGUGUCGCUUCCAAAAUCUGUAUUAGGGCAAAUCCUUUUAUUAGCGUAACCAGAAUGUUGCAGAAUAACGUGCAAGGUUUUGAGUUCUACAGAGUUCUUCUUUUGGCUAGAUGGUAAGCAAAGCAAGGGGGAAGUGGCCGAUGUUGAAAUUGUGGAGUUUGCAUCCCAAGGGCUGUGAUUGACUAAAUGCAAUGUUGGAAAGAGAUAGACGGUGUUCGUAUGAGGUUCUGUUAGGUGCUAUGCAGGCUUCUGGAUGGACCUGCAGAAGCUGAGCAGGAGGAACAAACAGAUGUUGUUUCCAAGGAUCAGUCAAAGGUUGAUUCCCCCACCCCUAUAUUUGAAAAUAUAAAAAUCUAGCUGUUCGCCAGGUCUGCUUCAAUUCUUAGGUUGUACACAUAGGUUUUUUGGUAGGAUGAGAAGAGGAGUAAAGAGAAACCAGGCUGCUUGUGUUAUUGUAGAAACUAGGUAGUUUUUAUCUUGUUGCAGUUGCUAUUGUGGAGUUAUUGAUGUAACCCUUGACUGUGCCUUGAGUUGGGGGGGCGGGUUUCAUGCUGGAGAGCCUGUGAUCCUCUGUCCUGCCCCCAGUCUCCUUUUGCUGUUCCCAAUCUCUUAGCCAGCUUUAGGAAAUCGAGAGCAGUACUCUUUUGCAGCGACCCAGGUUUGCAGAGAGCGGGUUUUCAAAAAGCUCCUUUUUCUUGCCUUGGGGGUUGUUUUCCUCCCAUAAAUCAGCCUGUGAACUUCAGAUAUCCACCAGUAAACACUUAAGAAAUAAAGGAUAAAAGCUUUCAUAGUAAUAAAACCCAGACUUCCCAUGGAUCUGGGUUUGUCCAGAUAGCUUAUCGGGAGAGCCAAAUGCAGACUCUCAAGUAGCAGAGUACUUGUUGAUUCAGCUGUGCUCCUGUUGAAACAGCACCGGUGAUGCAUGGAUCCCAUUGGCAAAGUUCAGCAGAUAAUAUCUGCUGAAAUCCUCCCUCGGGUUGAUCUUUUCCUUUACUUUUUCCUCCCUCCAGCAGCUACAAAAAAUGCACAUGCAGCCUGCUUCAUAUCAGUGCAUACAUUUAGGCAUGGUGCCCUGUUACGGCAUCUCUAGGCAGUGCAGAAUCCUAGAAACACAUCGUCAUCAAGAACGCUUCCGAUGUGCCGUGUUUUGAGGGGGAGGUGUUAACUUUAUGGAUACGGUUGCUGGGUGCUGGAUGAAGCUCGGGGUUUGGUUAGUUUAAUUCAGCUAGGAAAUGUGUCUAUUUAAUCUGAAUGAUUCAGCAAGUGCUCCUUCCAGUUCCAUUGCACAAAGGCUGGUAUUGGAAAUUGUGCAUUGCUGGUGAGUAUUCAUUUCUGAAGCAGAGAAGGUCCUAGCAUCCAGAUCUGCAGGAAGCAAAGCAUGUCUUACACUUGAAAAUAGAUGGGUAGUGUUAUAGCUAUCGGGUGGAGCAAUCAGGCAAGAUGCCUCACUGGUCUGUUCUAAAGCUUUAUUAUUGGUGCUAAAAACUUUUCCAAUGCAGAGCACCUCUAUUCCAUGUCUUGCUCACUCGCUAGCAGAAUCUGAGAGUGGGCGGUCCUUAAAUCUUCCCCAGCAGAGUAGUCUCUUGACCCCCAGCCUACGCCUCCCCUCUCUGCAUGAAAUCCUACUGCGCAAGGAAGGCUUGGGUAAAGGGGGACCUCCCUCCUCCCGCUUUGCUCAGGCAAGGUGUCCUGGCACCGCCUUGCAUCCUCCGAGCCCUGCAUCUCCUCCCCACUAGAGGCAUGGCUUCCUUCCUCCGCUGAGGAAGUGCUGCUUCCCACGAUUUUUGGGGGCUCUCUGUAAUCCAUCCGCUUCCCCCCCCCCUCACCCCUGAGCCGAUGGCAGUUCCCUGACAAGUAGUAACAGUGAGGUUCUUCAUUUCCUUCAGUUGGUGAGAGGGUAGUGACCAUUUUGGUUCAUGAAAGAUACUAGCAGCCUCAUAUCUACCAUUGCUUGGGAAACACAAAAAUCAGCGCAGUUCUGAAAUUGGUGGUUAAAAUCGGCGCAGUUUUGAAAGAUUUGGCCUGCCAUCUUGGUUUACAGUGGGGCCCACUUGUAUCUAAAUAUAGAGGGGAAACUUGCUGCUUUAUCUCAGGAACCAAAAUUCUCAAGAAGUGUCCAAAUACUUAGCCAACAAGCAGCCAACUUUCCAAAAUAUAUAGCAGAUGUGCUGUGCUGCCGAUUUCUCUUCGUUAUUUUUAUGCUCAUACAUGAAUGAAUCUUGGGGAAGGGGGAAAAUGAGUGGGUGGUAUUCAGCUAGGUUUGACAAAGGUUGGCCCAUUGACAUUAAUAAACAUUAAUAACAGGUCCAUUAAUUUCAGCAGAUCUACUCUGAGUAAGACUUCGCUGAAUGCCACCCAGUAUAUAAUGAUUAUAUGGGGAAGCAAAAAAUGCAGCUAAAGUAUUAACACUACUCAGAAAACCAAUACGCAACUUAAUUUUUACAAACAAUAAUUACGGCGUGCAAAGCUUUUAACUAUUAUGCAAGUCUGCUUUUAUAGUCCAACCUAGUUAAAGGCUUUGCUGUGUUCCAACUAUAUUAUAACUUAUCCUAAAUAUUAAGGAAAGAGAAAACAAACAACAUGAUCGCUACUUGCCCAAGCAAAGAUUCAAAGGAACCCGUUUCUGUGAGUUAGGAGAAGAGCUAAGAGAUGAAUGCAAGAUGCUACAAGUAAUCCAGGUGGAAUCCUGUGCUCAAUCCUUAUUAAGGGGGAAAGGUUGGAAAACUGAAAUUGUGAGUGUAAACCUCACCUGGCAACAAGCAAAAGCCAGAAGCCAAAAUCUCUUCCAAGUUGUUUACAGGUCAAAGCCCCAAAGGACUGGUUUGUAGGAGAAUGGCUACAAACAGCUUCAGAACUUGAAGGGACAGGUUCAAAGUAAGACAUCGUUUCAUCUAGCAAAAAGGCCUCAGAACAAGCCAACCUUGAUCAGAAAAGCUUGGAGCUAAGCAAAACGACAGACAUGCGCUCUGGGAUCAGUGAUAAAGGGUGGCAUAUAAAAUCUAAAUAAAUACAUUGUCUUUGUUGUUCUGGAAACCUGGUGGCAGUUCUCUAACUCCCAUCAGUUGCAUUUUAGCACACAAGUCUUUGCCGCUGCCGAUUCAAGCAGAAUCUGUCCUGCCAACUGAAAAAUAAAUAAAUUGAGAUCUCCUCCCUCAAAUGACACAGAACGUUAACCUGUCGCUGGGAGAGCACUCUAGGAACAUGUCAACUUAGAAAGCAAAAUAGAGCAGGGUUUGAUGUCUCGCCGCAUUAUUGUUUUUAUCCUGUGCAGUGAUAUUUCUUUAGCACACUGAUUAGAAAUGAAGUGUGAAGCUUGAGUGAAGUACUGCAGGGAAGAGAACUUCAAAUAUCUCGCAUCCGGUUUCUUUACCAAGCAGACGCCUUAGCAAAGAGAAGUUAUGGCUAACCAUUGAACCGGCCUCACAGAAAUCAAACGAAAGGCACCCACCAGCCUGCUCUCCUGCCCGUACAUCCAUGCAGGGUCCUGGAUGACUUUAAAAAAGAAUAGGAAGAAUUCUGUGUUGCAUUUAGUCUCAGUUCUGCAGGUGGAAUCCUGCAGCCCUUAUAAGCUGUGCAGCCGAACAGAUCUGAUUGUUUUCCCUUGCUUUUGUUUCAUUCUGAACUGAUAUGUUGGCGACCAUGAAAAGAGGUGUGUUGAAGCAGAGAUACGUUAAAGGGGGUGUGUGGAUGUGCAUAGAAACUCUAUGGAUGGUAAAAGAGCCAGACAUGUCCGUUCAUAUAAUUUAUUCUUAUGCCUCCAUUCCACAAGAUGGUAUCCGAAGGGGUUUACAGCAUCAAGUGGACAACUGUUCCCAGGUAACACUGUAAGCAGGUAGCACUAUGCAAAUAAAAGUUUUAAACCAGGGAUAGGGAACUUGUGGCCUUUCUGGUGUCAUUGGACUUCAAGUCCCAUCAUCCCUUGGCUGGGGCGGAUGGGGACUGGAGGGCCCCAGAUUCCUGCAUCCCUGGUUUAAACUAACCUAAUCAUUUAAUCUUAAAAAGCAGAGACAUCACCUUGCCAACAGAGGUCCGUAUAGUUAACGCUAUGGUUUUCCCAGUAGUGAUGUAUGGAAGUGAGAGCUGGACCAUAAAGAAGGCUGAUCGCCAAAGAAUUGAUGCUUUUGAAUUAUGGUGCUGGAAGAGGCUCUUGAGAGUCCCAUGGACUGCAAAAAGAUCUAACCUACCCAUUCUGAAGGAAAUCAGCCCUGAGUGCUCACUGGAAGGACAGAUCCUGAAGCUGAGGCUCCAAUACUUUGGCCGCCUCAUGAGAAGAGAAGACUAAACAACAAUCAUUUAACACCAAUAAGGAGAGAGAAACAAGGCCUAACAUGGAAAUAAAAUGCAAUGCACACAAGGCCAAAUAGAUCUCCAUACCAUUCUGGGAAGGCAGCAUAGGAGUCUCCCAUCUGCCUGUCCUCCCCCUCCCCAGACCCCCUCAGAAAAUGACAGUGCUCCCAACAACCCACCCAUAUCAAGAGAACUGUCAAAAUGAUGAAUCUUGAUUUGCAAAGAGGCAGCAUCCAUCAGAACAGUCUUACCACAAAUGUCCUCUUUUUAUUUUAACUUAUCAACAAUCUUAAACUUUGCCUGCAUUUUCUCUUUCUCUCUCUUUUUCAGUUGAAAAAUGUAUUUAAUAUGACAGCCAAGGAAGGAAGGAGAAAAUCUGUCAGUGCCCUGGUGGUGGUUGGAAAUGGAAAUGGAAUUGCUGGUAAGUGAGCACUUCAUUCUCAGGGGGCAGCUUUUGUUCAUUUCAUAACCGUAGCAACCCACUAUUUUUCUAUAACUUCUUUUCAGUUGUGUUUCUGUUUCUUUGGUGUGUGCGUCUCCAUCCAGGGUUUGUGCUCUGUGUUGGCCGCAGCCCUUGAAUUUGUGCUUUUGUCUAUCAUCUUCCGUAUCUCAUGCCCAAGUUAUUUUCGAUCUUCAUCACCCAAGGGGUGGAAGGGAGAGAAUUUCUGCAAGGGUGGAAGGAGAUAGAACACAGUAUUGCCUGAAGCGUGGAAAGGCCAAGGAACUGGUCAGGAGAGGAGGGUUUUGCCCCCGAGUGGAAGGCUGUUUCCUGUCCUCUGACUCGAAAGGACACUCCGGCCUUUGCAAUGCACAAAGUUUGGCUGGCCCUGUUUAAAAAGGCUGCUGGUAAGGGGGCUUUUUCCUGACUGUCAGCAAUUUUCUUUGGAACAUUGUUAAAUACGAACUUAGCAAGGAAAUAACACUUCUCUUGCAGCAGCUUCUAAAAUACACCAUCAGACACCAAUUUAUUUUUCCUCGGAGAGUAAGAAUCCAAUGCUGUUGCCAAGAUUACAGGCCAGCAGCAAAGCCACCCUCGUUGGCUGUGUUCUUGGGAUGUAGAUUAAUACAGGGUCCUUUGCUUUUAAUUUGCAGAGGUUGGAUGGCCAUGUGUCAUGGAUGCUUUAGUUGGGAUUCCUUCGUCGCAGGAGGUCCCUUCCAACACCACGAUUCUAUAAUUACGCUCUGUGGUUCCCGGUGGCACUCUGUUCCAUGAAAGCCAAGACUUGUGCCGUUUAAUUGCACGGAAAGUAGAUUGAUCAAGGAGCCAAGGGCACAUUUAGUAAGGUUUUUUCCUCCCUUUUGCUGAAAGCUGGCAAGCCGUUCCACAGACGGAAGGGAGAGGUGAAGACUUUCGUAACUGCCAUCUGAUUCCUUGAGCACAUUUCUGGACAGUUUUAGUGUCCUUUGGGGGGGGAAGCCAAGCUGAAAAUGCAAAAGCACUUCAGGACCACCACUUGCCUCGGUGGGGCAAAGUGCGUAGCUAUGAGGAGGCCUCCUUGUUCACAGGUGCUUUGCAGAUUUCCACAUGCGGCAUUUGUCUACUAACCAAUCUACCAAUUUGUUUGCACCCCUCAGGUUUUGCAUUGGGAAAAGCAACGGACAGGAUGAUUGCAUUGAGGAAAGUAUGUCCUUUUAAAAGUAAUAAUAAUAAUGAUGAUGAAGAUGUGGGGAUGCGGGUGGUGCUGUGUGUUAAACCACAGAGCCUAGGACUUGCCGAUCAGAAGGUCAGCGGUUCAAAUCCCCGCGACGGGGUGAGCUCCCAUUUUGCUCGGUCCCUGCUCCUGCCAACCUAGCAGUUCAAAAGCACGUCAAAGUGCAAGUAGAUCAAUAGGUACCACUCCGGCAGGAAGGUAAACGGCGUUUCCAUGCACUGUUCUGGUUCGCCAGAAGUGGCUUAGUCAUGCUGGCCACAUGACCCGGAAGGUGUACGCCGGCUCCCUCGACCAAUGAAGCAAGAUGAGCAUCGCAACCCCAGAGUCGGUCACGACUGGACCUAAUGGUCAGGGGUCCUUUACCUUUAAUAAUAAUAAUAAUAAUAAUAAAUAAUUUAUUAUUUAUACCCUGCCCAUCUGGCUGGGUUUCCCCAGCCACUCUGGGCGGCUUCCAACAGAAUAUUAAAAUACAAUAGUCUAUUAAACAUUAAAAGCUUCCCUAAACAGGGCUGCCUUCAGAUGUCUUCCUUCAAAUCUGGUCUUCCUUUACUUGGUAUUUAUGCAUAAAAUGCACACAGUGCCGUGGUUCUGUCCUGGCAUGAGAACAUACUGGGGGGACGGAAUGUAGCUCAGUGAUGGGAGCGCCUGCAAUGCUUGCAGGUUUCAAUCCCUAUCAUUUUUAGGUAGGACUGAGAAAGGUUCCCUGCCUGAGGCCCCCUGUCAGUCAGCGUAGAUGGUGCUGUAGCUAGAUAGACUAAUGAUCUGACUCGGUAGAAGGCAGAUUCCUAUGUUCCAUGUGAAGAACACUGGAAACUUAGGCCAGCAUCAAACCAGCUGGGGAUCUGUUGCUCUCUUUUGCCAAAGGAGGGCAUAGCUGUGUUGUAGAUUGCCUCCCUCCUCCAGUUCCUGCCCUCCCUCCAUGUAUACAAAAAAAAAAAUUGAGCUUGAGGAUCUGCUAUCCUUCGGGAGCAGCUUUUCAGGGGCGUGCUGGCAGCCAUUGAGGAGAGGAAAAGAAGCGGAAUCCCUGUUGGAACUGCAGGAUUUUUCCUUUUAGACCCCCAAAUAGCUGACAUUGCCAGUGUGGGCAGGUAGGCUGGCAAGUUUGUUUAGGCAUAGUCUGUGGUACUUUAUAAAAGCAUUUUGAUCCCUUUUAAUUUAUCAAACUAAUUACAUUUCAGGUCGGUACGUAAUUGGCAGAAAUAGCUCUUAUUUUUAUCUUAAAUUCGAUCUCGCCGUAAAAUGGAAACAGUCAUCUGACAUAAUCAUUUCUUAAUGAAAAGUGUCUUCUUGGAUUUCCCCCCCCAGGCGAAGAACAGAGCUAUCCACUAUUUGCACUAUAUCGAAAGAUACGAAGAUCACACAAGUAAGUUGCAAGAUUUUAGACUCUACCUAAGGUUUUAAAAGCCAGCUAGUUGCAUUACUUCUUCUUGUAGAAUUGUAGAGUUGGACGGGACCCCACGGGUCAUCUAGACCAACCCCCUGCAAUGCAGGAAUCGCAGCUAAAGCAUCCCUAACAGGCAGCUAUCAAAGCUCUGAUUAAAAACCUCCGAUGAAAAAGAGUCCAUCACCCUCCAAGGGAGUCCGUUGCACUGUCAAAAAGCUCUUACCACCAGAAAGUUUCCCCCCAUGUUUGGUUGGAAUCUCCUUUCUUGUAACUUGAAUCCAUUGUCUCAUGUCCUACUGUUCAGAGCAGAAGAUAUUUGAAGCCCUUUUGAUAUUUGAAGAUGGCUAUCAUAUCUCCUCUUUUCCCGGCUAAACAUACCCACCUCCCUCAACCAUUCCUCAUAAGGCUUGGUCUCCAGACCCUUGACCAUCUUGAUUGCCCUCCUCUGCCUACAUUCCAAUUUGUCAAUAUCCCCCUUAUUAAAUCGUGGUGCCCAGAACUGGACACAGUAUUCCAGGUGUGGUCUGACCAAGGCAGAAUAGAAUGGGACUGACUUCCCUUGAUCCGGACACUAGACUUCUGUUGACGCAGCCUACGUAGCUUGCCAUUCCUUUAGUCUGCUUGUCUCUAAAGCUCAAGUCCAAAAGUUUGAAUGAACAUGCAAAUCACAGAAUUGUAGAGUUGGAAGAGGCACCCCAAGGGUCAUCAAAUCCAACCCCCUGCCUUGUGGGAAUACUGGUCCAGUUCAGAUGCCGCUGUCUCAUGUACCAUACUCUGAACAUUUGGCACUUGAAAGUGAAUUGCAGUACUACUUCCAGUAUCAGUGGUAGUUUACCUCUGAAUGCCAGUUGCUGGGGAGUGGGCUGUUGCCCUUAGAUCCUCUGUCCAUGCUGAGCUAGAUGAGCCUUUGGUCCAACCCAGCAGCACUCUCCUUACUGUAACAUUUACCUUUUCUUCUAGUUUAUCACGAUAUCGCAAGCACUGUUAAGAAAACAACCAUCCGGAUGAAGAAGCAGAACAAGGGUAAGUAAAAGCUGCAACUGAUGGUGAUGAUAAUUUAUUAUUUGUACCCUGUGCAUCUGGCUGGGUUUCCCCAGCCACUCUGGGCAGCUUCCAACAAAGAUUAAAAAUUCAUUAAAAUGUCACACAUUAAAAACUUCCCUGAACAGGGCUGCCUUCAGAUGUCUUCUAAAUGUUAGGUAGUUGUUUAUCUCUUUGACAUCUGGUGGGAGGACGUUCCACAGGGCGGGCGCCACUACCGAGAAGGCCCUCUGCCUGGUUCCCUGUAGCUUUGCUUCUCGCAAUGAGGGAACCGCCAGAAGGCCCUCGGUGCUGGACCUCAGCGUCCAGGCAGAAGGAUGGGGGUGGAGUCGCUCCUUCAGGUAGAUGCGGAAUUUAGAAGUGUUCUCAUCCAAAUCAGUGUGGUCAGUCUUCUUUUCUUAACAUAACAUUUCCUGUAAAGUGAAACAGUCGCUCUGUCCAGAUUGAAGCCCAGCACUCUGUUUUUCAGCAUUUCUAAUCCCCCCCCCCCAUAAGCUCAGUGGGCAGGCAGCAGUGCUGAAUGUGCAGAACUUAGGUCAGGAGUGCUGUCGCAAGCUGACAAAUGGAAGCAUUAAGAAUUCCCAUAUGUGGAAGGUCGGGGUGGCAGUGGAAGUUUUAUUGCUCAUCCUUGCCGAUGCCUCGGGCAUCAUUCUGUUGACUGUGAACUCCUUCACCUGUGCAAUGAAACGAUUUUUCUCUUGCUGUCUCUUGAACGUUAAUUCUGCUCGUGGAAGAAGGAAAGAGGGGAAGGCGCCAAAUGCAAGAAUAUGGAGAACAAACCAGUAAAGCAGGGUUUAUUGAUCCAAUACAUUUUUCACCUUUUGGGGUCUUUCUUCUGGCACAACUGAUUUAGGUAUUUCAGAAAUGACCGAAAAAUAUAUCUCACGCCUUCCCAAAAUGUGAAGAGUCAUACGAACAGAAAGUCACACAAACCACACCAGUGUAGCUCUGAUUGUAAAGCAAGUGCCCCCCCUCCUCUUAACCUCACGAAAAAAUACUCCAGAGCAAAACACAGCCCUCUUUCCUUUUCAGGGUUGUGUGUCUGUUGUCAUUUUGUAAGGGAGCACAGGAAAAUGCAGCAUGUGACACUGGGUGUGGGAUUCAACUUCCCCGAGAAUCUCUUUCCCUCCUUGUUUUUUGCAGGGGAGUAAAAAGCCAAAUUCUAAUCCUUACGAUUGCAAAAAACAGACUCGUAAGCAUGUGAGCACUGCCUGCUGAAACCUCAGAUACAAGAGAGGUUGCUAAAUAAGAUUUCUAGUAGUUGGCCAUGGGUGGAGGGGCAGUUCUUAUGGCCUCCCCCAAGACUAGCGAAAGAACCAAUUGCGUAAAACGUCCAAUUUGUGUCAUUGCCACCAGUUGCAGAAUUCAGGUUUUCGUUUUCUUUUUUAAAUUCAUUUUUAUUAAAUUUUCCACUUUAACAAUCCAAUCAAAUCACAUUAAAUAUUCCAAAUUAUACAUAUCAAAUAAUCCAAAUAAUCUUCCAAAUUAUAAUUUUUUUAAUAGGACUUCCCAUGCUUCAAGUUCGGAGGGCUCUGAUCAUCUCAUAUCUCUACUGCUUUUCAUAGUCAUUUCCAAAUGGUUCCUCUAAUUCUUUCUGUUGUUAACCUGCAGAAUUCAGGUUUUCAUGGCACAGGUGUUGGAUUGCCUGGGGAGGAAAUUUGCACUGCGUAAGAACGCAAGGCGAGCCUGCUGCAUCAUGGCAGUGGCCCAUCUGAUCCAGCCCCUUUUUCACACGGUUGCCAGUCAGAUGCAAGCGGGACCUGAGCAUAACAUCACUCGGCUCGCUCAUGUUUCUCAGCACCUGGUUUUCAGAGGCAUAUGACCUCUAGCAGUGGAACUAUCACAACACACCCCCAUGAUUAGAAGCCAUUGAUAACAUGAAUGUGUCUAAUCGUCUCUUAAAGCCAUACAAGUUGGUGGCUGUCACUCCCUCCUGCAAUUCCGUAUUUCAGCUGUUCGUAAUAAUAAUAAUAAUAAGUUUUAUUUAUACCCCACCCUCCCCAGCCAGGACCAGGCUCAGGGCGGCUAACACCAGGUAUAAAAACAAUUGAUUAAAAUACAACUUAAAAACAAGAUUAAAAUACAACAUUAAAAUGCAGCCCCAUUGCAGUAGAAACUCAAAUCAAAAACUUUUUGGGGAUGAAAACGUAAAAUCUUUGCCAAGGCCAACUAUCCAGACUGGUCCUACGUGGGCCAGAAAAAAGCCAGGGAAGUCCCCAAGUAGGAGUUUCAUCACAGAAGGAGAAAGGAAAGAGGGGGAGGGGAUCAAGUGAAGAAGUACUUUCUUUUAUCAGUGUUUUUAGAUGGGUUUGGGUGCAAGAGGAAACCUCAAGUCUCCUUCCUUUCUGAAGCAUUACAUUGAAUUUUCCUUCAGAUUUACAAUCUGUUACCAUUUUAAAUGAGAAUUCAGGGGGCUGGACUAGAUGAUCGCUUGAGUCCCUUCCAACUCAACAAUUCCAUGGUUCUGUGCUGGGGUUUUCACUUAGAAUGACCCAGCCCUCUUUAAGUUGUGCUAGUUCAUGUGACUCAGGCCAAUAAAUCUUUAAAAAAACCCAAGUGUGAUCUAAUGCAUUUUAUUAAAAAGCCAUUAAGACAGCUCUUCGAGAUUAUUCCAGUCUGCAGGGCAAGCUGGGUGCUCAGUAAAUGGAGGAAAGGAAGUCUAUUAGCAGGCCACAGGCUUUGCUGUGCUAAUAUUUCCCUCUUUUUCCCUUCUUUCCACACCCCCCACCCCACCCCUAUAAUUGAAAAACAAGCGAUAGCCAUCUAAAGCCAUUUGCUCUGCUGUUUUGAGAAAGUAUCAAUUUCAUUCUUGGAGAUGGAAUCAGGUUUUCGACAUAAUUACGUCUGAGCGAUAUCUGAAAGGCUAUUUAUCAAGAGUUUCAUUUGGUAGCGGUCCCACAUUUGCCAUUUCGGAAGCACCGCGUUUUCCAUCCUUGGACUCAAAAACUGCAUUUCUGCGGGUUACUUCUUAGCGGGUGUGAAUUGGCCGGCUUGCACGGUAAACGGUCAGCUGCUGCCCCAGGUUACUUUGCGAUAGGAGCUAAAUAUUUGCACCUGACUGGAGGCAGAGGUGGAGCUAGAGGUUACGGAAAAUUCUUUUCUUUCCUCAGCACCGGAGGUAAAAAGGUAAAGGGACCCCUGACCAUUAGGUCCAGUCGUGACUGACUCUGGGGUUGUGGCACUCAUCUCGCUUUACUGGCGGAGGGAGCUGGCGUACAGCUUCCGGGUCAUGUGGCCAGCAUGACUAAGCCGCUUCUGGCAAAUCAGAGCAGUGCACAGAAACACCGUUUACCUUCCCACCGGAGCGGUACUUAUUUAUCUACUUGCACUUUGACGUGCUUUCGAACUGCUAUGUUGGCAGGAGCAGGGACCGAGCAACGGGAGCUCACCCCGUGGCAGGGAUUCGAACCGCCGACCUUCUGAUCGGCAAGUCCUAGGCUCUGUGGUUUAACCCACAGCGCCACCCGCGUCACAUUCAGCACCGGAGACAGCACCCAAAUUUGUGCAUUUGCCGCUUUGUACAGAUGUGGCAGGAAUGGGGGGUGGCCCUCCAGAUGUUUUCACAUUACCAUCCCCAGCCAGUAUGGUCAAUUGGUAGGAGAUGGCAGAGUUCAAGAACAUCUGCAAGGCCACAGAUUUCCCCCCUCUUGGAAUGGGGGCUUCGGUGUCCCGUUUACAUUGAGCGUGCUCUGUGUGUGCCACUAGGGAUUUCCUAUUUUCCAUUCAUAACAUUAUUCAAAUGAAGAGAGCAGUGCAGCCUUCACUCGUGUAGAGAUCAGUUGUGCACAGCAGAGAGCCUAGCUGAGAUUUGUGCCCAGGAUGCAUCAUUUUAAUGAGACCUUCAGGUGUCCUUUAAAGGACCGGACUGUUUUCACAGCCUGGCAAGGAGUUACUUUUGAAAUGAAUUAGGAUCCUAAGAAGAAUUGAAGAAGAAUUACGAUCCUUAAGGAAGAAUAGAUGGGUUCUUAUGCCAGACCAGGCUGCUUCGUCCACCUCCCCAGUAUUGUCCACUCUGGCUGGCAGCAGCUCUCCAGACAAGGUUUUUCUGCUACCUGAGACCCUUUCAACAGGAGAUUCUAAGUCCUGGACUUGGGAUUUCCUGUGUGUGCUCUGCCAUUGAUCUCUGUUUCUCUCUGUGUGCAUUGAACUGGGGUCUGCUUCUCUGCAAUUUCCAAACUGGUUCUAGUCCUUUCUGGAGCAACAGAGACCAAGUCCAGCCCAUCAUCUGCAUGACAGCCCUUCAGAUAUUUGAAGAGCGCUGCCAUGUUCUCCCCUCCCUUUUAAUUUCUUAUUUUCUUUAGGCUGAAGAUAUCCAGCUCGUAUCUGCCUGCUUCCCUCCAGCAGCUGUGCUGCAUUCUUCUGUCUCAUAACCAAAUCAUGCCUUGAAAAGCAAUCUUCAUAUCACCGGCAUUAUGGUACCUAACGCACAUCCCACAGCGCUUCAAUGUGAAAUAGUGGCAGCAGUGUACAAAACAGGGCCUAUGUUAUACCUAUCUCUGUUGGCUUCAAAGUGAUGGGAGGAGAGGCUUAGAGCUCCCUUCCCCCCCAAAGGUGAAACUGAAUUGCUGAAGGAUCCAGGUCUGAUGGCAAUUCCCUCAGCCUCCUGUAGGACCAGUUUUGCAGAAUAAAAAGCUUUGAGCAAGUGGCAUAUUCAGAUGAUAAAUGAAAGCAGCGCAGGGAGUUUGCUUAGCAACAGAGCAGUGACCAGUGCUUUCAAUAAUAAAUCGCCUUGCUCCCGUUAACAAGCACGUUGCCUCCCACCCAAAUGAAUGAAUGAAAUGAAUGCCAUUCAAAAUCCUGUCGCUUUGGUGGCAAGCUUCCCAUUUUAAGCUUCUUGAAAGCUCUGACCGCUCCUCAGACCUAUUCUCACAGCCUGCACUGUUCUGCUUCUCAUUUCUAGCUACCCAGACUGUUACCGAGAUCAGCUCAAUGGGAGUGUUUCCUCCGCCAAAGCACAGUUAUUUCAGAAGGGCAGUCCUGCUUUUGCAUCACUUGUGGCUGAUGUCUUUAAGUAGUGCCCUUAAUUGGAGGCCUAUAAAAACCUCGCUAUAAAUCUCACGUUGUGCAGUUGGUAUAAAUGUCUAGGGAUGAGGGGAAGACAUGCACUUAAUCUCCCUGCUGUGCAAUAUUUGGAUAGGUCUUUGCUCUCUCUUUCUCUCUUCCUUCUCUCCUACAGCUCCAGAAUAACACAGGUGAUACAAUGCACCGUGCCAUGGCCUUCUGGCUUGAAUUAAAACCUCAGGCCUUAAGGAAGAAUACAUAGUUUCUCAGUUCCUGUGGUUCUUGUUCUUUCCCUGUCUCGGGUCUGCUCAACAUCGCAGCCCAGUGCUGUGUGCAUCUCUGAUUAGGGUCUGAUUCUCUGAUAUGUAAGAAGGUCUAGUCUCCGGAGCUCUGCAAACUAUAUUUGGGCAGGCAGUGGUUCAGUGUGGACUCAGGUAUAAAUAAAGUAUGGUUCGCUUAACUGAUGUUCUGGCCCGCAGUUUAAACACUUGUGCGAAAGCGUUUAGUGACAGCAGGGGAGGCGAGAAGGUAAAUUGGGGUUGACUGGGCGGUUUCAUCGAGUUUUGGAGCCGCUGGCCAAUCUGUACCCAUCUCAGGCUCAGGUGCAGAUUGUGAUGGUUCAAACUGGUGUGAUUUGUAGUGUAAUUCCAUGCCGAAAGCAAUUGUUUAGUAAUUAUUUUACUGGACUGUUUUAAUGCUCACUAACUGCUUCCCCCAGGAUACGGUCUUCACUGCCACCGAGCUAUCAUUACCAUGUGCAAACUUAUUGGGAUUCAAGACAUGUAUGCCAAGCUUUAUGGAUCCAGGAAUUUGCUCAAUGUCACCCGAGCGCUCUUCAAGGGAUUAGCAAAACAGGUAAGACAUGCCCGGUCUUAUCCAGGGUGGCUCAUGUUUUGUUACAGUACAGUCCUAUGCAUGUCAAUUGGAGAGGCAAGAUUGCCACUUUGCAUUCUAACUUGCCCUCUGCCCAAAAGUUUGCUAUCCGUGGUUAAGAGAUGAUGCACUGGGGGUUGGGCUCAUGCAUUGCGUCAUUCUAUAAUAAACUGUUAGUACAACAGCCUGGCAAGAGGGGAGCAAAGCAGCUGCAGUUGCCUCUCUGGGUUUGCACUAAGCCAUGGUUUAGCUUAGUAUUGUGUGCAAACCAGUCCAGGGUCUGAGGGAUCGUGCACUCAAUCCUUCCUGAGAACACAGACUCUCACAGUUAAAGCUUAUUAGGACAUCAGCCUUUUUUUUUCUUUUUCUUUUUUUAAUAAUUUUAUUGAAAAUUUAAACAAAACGUAUUAUCCAAAAACAUAUCAUCCUUAAUUUUUCCCCAUUUUUCCUCCCUCCCCCCACCCUCCCACAUAAAACCCACCCACACCCACCCCACCCCCGACUUCCCUCAGUUCCAGUCUUUGGUUUCUCUAAAAGGGUUCCCAUUCAUCUUUAAAGUCACAUUUAUCCUUGUCCCAUAGCUUAUGUGUCAGUUUUGCCAGUUCUGCAUAGUCCAUCAGUUUUUCUCGCCAUGAUUCUUUAGUUGGAAUUUCUUCAGUAUUAGGGCAUCAGCGUUAAUCUUUAUUCAUGCUAAUUGAGCUGAUCACGAGACUUGAAAAAACAAGACCGAUUGAUUUUGAGUUUCUUGGCUUUCUUUCUGGUUUCAUAUCACCUGGAUAUUUUUAACUCAUUGUUGCAUCCAUGAGGGCUAGCAACACAUAUAUAUUUUAAAUAAUAAUAAAAUGUGAGGUUAUCUGUGUCUAGCAGGUGCCUGUUUUCUUUCCAAAACGGUUUCUGAGUUGCUGGAUCCUAAAGUGUCCCUUCUCUUGUUUAGAAGAAAAAGGUGACUUGCCAAUCUCGCCACUAAAGCCUUAGAUCCAACUAUGCAGAAUAUCUACAUAGUUACAGUUUGAAAUUGGAUGGAUCAGCCAGUGUGGUGUAGGGUGUAGUGGUUACGAGCGGUGGACUCGUAAUCUGGUGGACUCGUAAUCGUAAUCUCUCCGCUCCUCCACAUGCAGCUGCUGGGUGACCUUGGGCUAGUCACACUUCUCUGAAGUCUCUCAGCCUCACUCACCUCACAGAGUGUUUAUUGUGGGGAAGGAAGGGAAAGGAGAAUGUUAGCCGCUUUGAGACUCCCUUCGGGUAGUGAUAAAGUGGGAUAUCAAAUCCAAACUCUUCUUCUCCUUCUACUUGUGACUUAAAUGUUUGUCUUUCCUCUCCCCUCCCCAACUAGGAAACUCACGAAAACCUAGCCAAUAAGAAAGGCCUCUACGUCGUAGAAUUCUGUGAAGAACGCGGCCCGCUUCCUGUCGUCGUCGCAAAGCCCCAGGGGGCGAUCAGAGAAGAUCCGGAGCCCGAGGAUGAAGCUCUCAAUGUCAAAUUGGAGUUCAGUGAAGUGAAGGCAGCGCAAGGAAUGAAGAAGAACGUCUGGGCAAAUGUGAGAAGAACAGCUUCUUAGACCGGGUCCGUAUUUAGAUGCCCAAAAGCCGAGGAAGAUGUACCAUCAACACGGAGUCCUAGAAUUCAUUUCCAAGAUAAAUGCUGUGUGAAGGUUUCGUUCUAACUUAGGGGCUCAAAACAGCUUGGCUGCCUCUCUCCAGUGGGCAGUUCUCUGUUGAGUGCAAGCGACGGAUGCACUAAGGUUGCAAUUUCAUAACUGCAUUUGCUUUAUUGCGGCUGACCCGGGCCGUGGAGGGGUGAGAGAGCCUGCAACCAACAGGUCGCUUUCAUGCGUAACUUGGGGUGGGGGUGAACUGUCAAACAAUGUGGCAAAAAUAAACUUGUGACAAAAUCCAGUCCUGCCUACUUAUUUGUUUCACAGCAUUUAUAUACUGUCUGAUUGUUAAUAAAACCUCUAAGCGGGCCACGCACAAAAUUUAAAACUGUUGCUUAAAGACAGGCAUUGAAGACGUUUGCAAGAUAAAGUCAAAAGUUAGCAUUAAAAGAUUAAAACACAAGUCGGCAUUCUACGUUAAUUGACUGAACAAAAAUGUUUUAAGCCAGCACCAAAGAAAACACAGCAAAGCCCCCCACCCCCCGCCUCCUGUCAAUCGGUAGGGAGUUCCAAAGUUUAGGUACUGCCACACUAAAAAAACUAAUUGUCUCCUUGCACAG
Messenger RNA from Podarcis lilfordi (Lilford's wall lizard), 44181 nucleotides. NCBI's taxonomy places the organism in Eukaryota, Metazoa, Chordata, Lepidosauria, Squamata, Lacertidae. The record is from the annotation of a GenBank genome assembly.